This is a messenger RNA of Rotaria sordida, 291 nucleotides long. The record is from the annotation of a GenBank genome assembly. NCBI's taxonomy places the organism in Eukaryota, Metazoa, Rotifera, Eurotatoria, Philodinida, Philodinidae.
AUGGUAAGUUUAUCACACAUUGGUUGUAUUACACUAGCAUCAACUGAAGUACUAUCAGUACUUUCUAUGCAACUUGAAUAUCAUAAUUCAUUGAAUAUACAUUUUGCAUUUAUAUGUCAAAUGAAAGAAUUUAAAUAUCAAUUAGGUAUUCAUUUGCCAAGAAAAUCAACAAUAUUAACAGAUAUAACAAUAACAAAAAAUAAUUCUGAAGAGAAACAAUUUCAAACACAACCAAAAUUAUCAACAAAAAGAUCAAAUUCAAUAAGUUCGAAUAUUUGCGAAAGCCAAUAA